Molecule: messenger RNA, 2838 nt
Organism: Odontomachus brunneus
Lineage: Eukaryota; Metazoa; Arthropoda; Insecta; Hymenoptera; Formicidae
Product: CUGBP Elav-like family member 3
Exons: 3
Coding region: 1068-1382 (104 amino acids)
Molecular function (GO): RNA binding
Source: RefSeq, a predicted model, not a curated record
AAUGCACAUGCGCGCACGUGCAAUCGUCUGUCUGUAAGCUCCGAUCAGCUGUAAGCGAAUACGUGGAUAUUGGAGUGAAGAGUGCGCACUUCGCACACCGUUCCAACGGAGUAAUAUCAUGACGGAAUAAAGGCGCCGUCGAUAACGGCUUGGGUGACGAUAAACGCACGCACAGCAGCAUCGAUCAGCCGCUCGUAUAUAUCGGCGCUUUUUUAUUAUUCCACGUGGAUUCGCGGCGCGCUCGAGCGAUCGCGCGUGUGUGCAUCAUCGAAUCUCCACUGGAGGCACGUCUUCCACCUUCGUCCCGAUUAUCUCGUUAUUUCGCGCCGCGAAUUUAAUUAAUUAUCGCGCGCGCGCGCGCGCACGUUGUUGUGCGUUGGACUACCUCUGUUCGUUUCUCCCUCCUCCUUCCCGCUGGCUGUCUUCCUUUUCCUCAUCCUCCUCGUCCUCCUUGUUAGAUAUUUGCUUUCCCGUGCGCUCGCCGCAUUAGCCGCUUUUCCACCCUCUUCACGAUCAUCCUAUCUCGCUUCUUUGUCUUCCAUCCUUGUUUUCUGUAGUCCUUGUCUUGCGCCACCUUCACCCUCACUUUCUCUCUCUCUCUCUCUCUCUGUUUUCCGUUCCUACGAAGAUUACGCUAUCGUGUAUUUUUUAUCGGGCUCCUGAUUAAAACCGGACCACCCUUCCGACCUACCGAAUAGCUCCUCGCCGCUUCGUGACUGCCGUUUUCGGCGAAUAACGCCUCCGCUUCACGACAACCCUCCAGUCCCUCGAAGACGAUAGUUAACGAGUACCUCCGUGACGGCCGAUCUCCCCCUCACGUGUCAAGUACUCACUGGCUCCGUCGCGGUCGUGCUUUAUGCGCGUAGCGAUAAGUAAUCUACGAGCUUCCACGUCGCUCGAGACCGCGCCUCUGUCGUAGUGACCGGUCCGUCGUUGUGAGUGAGGACGAAAAAAGGACGAAGCCGUGUGAGCGCGUCGAGAAGCACUCGAAAUUCGGGUAACGGCGCGAGUACACAGAGUGGCGCGAUAGUAUUAGUGGCUCCGUGAAAGAUCGUCCAAGCUAAGAAAUGCUGAUACCCGUGUCGACGUCGCCCUCGUCCAGCAACGGCGAUGGCGCCAUCAAGCUCUUCGUCGGACAGAUACCGCGUCAUCUCGAGGAGGACGCUCUCCGCCCGAUGUUCGAGGAGUUCGGCAAGAUUUACGAAUUCACCGUCCUCAAAGACAAGUACACGGGCAUGCACAAGGGUUGCGCGUUCCUCACCUACUACAGCCGUGACAGCGCAAUCAGCGCCCAGAACGCUCUGCAUGAGAAGCGGACUUUACCAGGGGUAAGCACGAACAUCUUGCACGGGACCGUUUUGGUGCCAGCGAUGAUAUUCUAACCUCGAUGCUGUAAUGUAUUUCACGCGAGUGACUCAUGAUUCACGAUCUACAUCGUUAUCGCGAAUCAUAACCGGCCUGGUCUAUGCCCGCGCGCGCGUGACAAAAUACAAUACACGGCCUGUUUCUUCGAAUCAUCGACGCGGUAAAUUUUCAGGCAGAACAUAUCGCGUCUGCAGAUAAAAGUUCGAUCCUCAUACUGAUAUCGCGAGAGGGGACGAAAGCGGCGGUGCUAACAGACAUUCGUAGGCUCUACGGGGGGGAUGGGGGGUGACUUUCGCGCGACAGUCAGUCCGCCGGCUGUGCCAUUCGUAAAGGUGGGUGCACACGACUAUGACAAAGUAAAGUAUAUUAAGCUCAUCGGCAUGCAGAGUUCGCUCGGGCCGGCUUAAUACGCGAACUGGGGAGCCCGGGUAUCCACCCUCCCCUAUUCACCCUUCGCCACCUACCUACCUACCUACCUACCUACCUACCCAUCUACCUACCUACCCACCUACCUACCCAUCUACCUGCCUGCCUGUCUGCCUGCCUGCCUGCCUGCCUAGCUCACCGAUGCCACCGACCUACGGUUUGCUGAAGUAUCCGCCGCGGUGUCUGCAGGGUGAGUGCCUCUCGCGCUAUCCACCUUCUCCACCUUCGUCUCUGUUCUCGAGCCGUUCUCGACCCUCGAAGCUCCCGACAAGCCGACCGCCGUUACCCUCUCGCCGAUCCUCCUCGUCCCCGUCGCGCCGCGCUCUCCCAAGCCACCUUCCUCAUGGGCCGCGCACUUACGGCGAACUACGACGUGCCGCGGGAAUACAAUAAUUCCCGUGGGCGGCCGUAUCUUUUUCCCCGUAACACAACGCCGCGAAAAAGCGGCCGUGUCGCGCCGUGAAUAUUAACGAGCCCUGCGGGGGUGCACUGCGGCGACGUGUAGAGGGGCGGCCACCACUCGGUAGCUACCGGCGGUAGAAGCUGCGAGGUUUCGAUGGAGAGGAUUAGAGCGGGUUAGUUUUGUGCAUUUCGUGUCUGGCAUGUGGCCGGCCUACGUUACGUUUCCGCUGCGAGGUCUGAUACGACUCGUUGCGAUUCACUGACGAUUCACCGAGAAAUAUUAUCAUGUGUAUGUAAGAGAAAAAUAUAUCAUAUAUAUUUUAUAGUAAAUAUAUCCUAUCAGAAAAAGUGCGCGUUACCGAAAAUCUCGAAUGUAUCGAAACUUGAAGCCUCUUUUCCGCGACGCUGAUUAGCCGUCCCGACUGUCUCGAUUGGCUUGAUCGAGGUAUGCUAGAUUCAAUCUGCUUACAGCUGUCAGAUGCAUGUGACGGAUCUGAUUGUGUUGUUCGCGUUAUAUGAAUUUGAUAUUUAUUGUAAUCUCAGCAAACACAAUGUUACAUGUAACAUACAUGUUAGUUGUAAUUUCUUACUCAACAAACAAUAUAACUGUUAUAUAAUAUACGUGUUAUAUAACAGUUACACUGU